This is a messenger RNA of Pogona vitticeps (central bearded dragon), 3040 nucleotides long. It is a transcript of the gene EPOR, whose product is annotated as erythropoietin receptor. The record is from RefSeq and is a predicted model, not a curated record. Gene Ontology annotation, molecular function: cytokine receptor activity; protein binding. NCBI's taxonomy places the organism in Eukaryota, Metazoa, Chordata, Lepidosauria, Squamata, Agamidae. Gene Ontology annotation, cellular component: membrane; external side of plasma membrane. Gene Ontology annotation, biological process: cytokine-mediated signaling pathway.
CAGCUGGGGAGCAGAGCCAGGCUAGGCAGUUUCUACAGCCAGAUGCAGAUGCACAGAGCAGGUGAAAGGACGCUUCUGGCAGGAAAGCAUGGAGCCAGGCGGGAGAUGGGUCACUGCCCUUUUGGCCCUGAUGCUUUGGCCCUUGGGCUCAACGCAAGGGAGCGCUGGAAACCUUGGUGCUCACUUCAACAGCAAAGUUACUUUUCUUCUGGCUAAGGAGCCCCUGGACCCCAAGUGUUUCACACAACAGCUGGAAGAUCUGACCUGUUUCUGGGAAACGUCUGAACCAGCAACAGAGCAAAACAGUCCGGCCACAUACACUUUUGCCUACAAGUUUCAGGAGGACACAUCCACGAAGACCUGCAAUUUGACUGUGACACAUACAACUUUGAAUAAAACGUGCUACAUCUGCUUCUUUCCACGGCAAGAUGUUUCAGCCUUCAGCCCCAUGGAGAUCAAUAUCUUUGAUGCACGUUUGCCAAACAACACCCUGCACAGCAGAGACAUCUAUGUGGAAAAACUAAUUUUCUUAGAUCCCCCUUCUAACCUGAGUCUGCAGCCACUGGAGUCAGCAAGGCAGGUCAAUCUGAGUUGGCUGCCUCCUCCUGUUGCACAUAUGGGCAACAACCUCCGCUAUGAGGUGGCCAUCUCCCCAAAGGGUUACAAAACCCGGCAGGUGGAGAGUAUCACUGGACAGACAUAUUACCUCAUGUACUUGAAAAGCGGAACCCACUACACAUUUUCUGUGAGGGUCAAGGCUAGUGGAGCCAGCUAUGAUGGCUACUGGAGCGCAUGGUCAGAGACUACAUCGGUGGAGAUACCAAAUGAUCUGGACCCCCUCAUUCUGACACUGUCUGUCAUCCUGGUGCUGAUUGUUCUGCUCUUGGCUUUUAUCACUCUGAUGUCUAACCGCAGAUUUUUGAAGAAGAAGAUGUGGCCUGUGAUCCCCACUCCAGAGCAUGAAUUCAAAGAUCUUUUUACAAUCUACAAGGGCAACUUCCAGCUAUGGAUGGGGCACCAGAACAUCUAUCUAUGGUGGAGCCAUAAUCCCCUUUAUCUGGAAGAACAGCCAUUCAUGGUGGAGAUAUUAUCUGACUGUGAUGGCCGCAAGGUGGAUGACCCUCUUCCACCUCCUCUUCCACCCAAGACUCACAACAUGAUGGAGCUUUUUGCUACUCCAGAGGUAUCCCAGGAUGAUUACCUAGUACUGGAUGAAGACUUGGUGCCAGGCUGCUCAGGAGGGGAUGGAUCCCUGCUCUUGCCAGACAAUGACAGCAGUGAGGGGACAGAUGUGGCCCUGGCUAGGACAGCGCUGAGGUCCCCAGAACCCAGCCAAACAUCCUCCAGCUUUGAGUACAUUGUCUUCGAUCCCAGCUCAGAAGGCCUAUCUCCUCAGAGUCACCACCAGAAAGAGCUCCAGCUUCGGAGCAGCUACCAGAUGGUGUCCGACUCUGGAAUUUCUGCCGACUACAGCCUCAUGGAUUCCAGCCCUGGCCAGAUGAGCUUAUACACCAACCUCUGUGAUGGGGGGCCACAGCCAUUCUUGCCCAGCUAUAUUGUGUGCUCAUAAUGACCGUGUGAGUCUGGAGUAUCAACCCCCAACUCCAAACAAUGGAGGCAGCAAGAUAACAAGCUCAGAAGUCUGGCAACUUCCUCUCCAGGUUGUAGCAACAUGCUACAGAGGAAGCUAAUGGAAAACGCUAUGGGCUGCUUCAAAGGUCCCAACAGCCAAACAGCAGAAAGGUUUUCAAUAUGGAUAGGAAGGUAACAAUGACUGGACAAUGGAUUAAGAUAGUACAGAGAAAACACUUUGGGUGCAUUUGCUUCCACAAUUCAUCCAUGAUCCUUUGAACAGUUCUUCAUAACACUUGAAAGUACUACAUCAUUUUUACCUUGAUGUCAACACAGACAAGCCCAUUCUAUAAAGGUGACAAGCAGUGGCUGAGCCCAAAAGGUUGUUCUGUGAGUUUGUGGCAUGGACUGGGAACUGUGCACACCCUCCUGCCAACCAACCCACAUACAGUACUUAUCGACACCAGCAUGCACAGGAGUGAGGUUGGAUGUGUCGCCUGAUGACAUGCCAGUGCACAGGAAACUUUGGUUCAGCACUUUUUUCUACUAGAGUUUUGGUCAUUUUACUUUUGUGAAAUGUAUUCUUGGCUAAGUAUUAUAGAGAGACAUGUUUCAUACACAAUUGGGCUGAGUCUAUGACCCAAGAUUGUGAGGAAGAAGAGCAAGCUGUCUUACACUAGGUCACACCUUGGCUCACCUAGCCCAUUAUUUUCAACUUUGUCUGGCAGUGGCUGUCUUGGAUUUCAGGCAAGAUUAUCACCAUCUAGGCCAAGAUGCUCGGGACUGAUCCUGCAAUCUUCUGAAUGCGAAGCAUCUGCUUUGCCACUAAUCUAUUCUCCCUUGUUAGUACUGUACUAAUAGUCCUCAUGUCUCCCACUCCCCUCUGCUGCCCAUAAGUAUUAGCCAUGGCCAGACAUCUCCAAGUUUCAGACAGCGAAUGGAGUCCGGGGUUAGGAAAACAUGGAGGACUGGCUGCAACCUAAGAAUCUCCAUUCUACUACAAUUCAAUGAGUGGCUUUGGCUUUUACACUUAUAGUAUGGUGUUAAAAAAAUACUGACUCAAACGCGAAUAAGCUAUCUGCUUGAAUAAGCACUGUAACCUCUCAUGAGAGAAGAGGAUGAAUACUGAGAGAAUUGCAUAGGUACUCUCUCUGCUGUUUACUGCCUCAGAAGGUGGCUAAUACAUAACAUCACUCUGAUUUGUCUGCCCAAGAGAGAAUUGUGCCAUUCACCUUAUUCUGAUAGUACUGGGCAAGAUCCUAGAUUUUGCUGGUGUUAUUUGAACUAUCCUCUAAAGAGUAUGAUCAGCAUGUGACAAUUGAAAUGAAACUGUAUUUGUUUCACCACUGAGAUUAUAAUUACCGUAAACUCUUAUAAAUAGGUCUACAUAGGAACUUUUUCUAAUUAUGUACCAUAAUUCAGAUUGAAUAUUUUUAAUACUUUGAAGGGUUUUUUUAAUUAAAAAAAU